AUGGAAAGUACAAAAUUAUCUUUCUCCAGAUGCUUAGCUAUUAUGAUACUCUUGCAAAUGACAGCAAGUUCAGAACAGUUCACAGUGAAUGGCUUACAGAGUCAAAUUAUAGCCCCACUUGGUGGAAGAAUUGAGCUCAGUUGCCAGCUUUCCCCACCACAAAGUGCAGAACACAUGGAGAUACGGUGGUUCUGGGAUCGCUACACACAUCCCAUUCUGGAAAAAUUAUUACCAAGUAUGGAGCGGACAGAGCUCCUGAAAGAAUCCAUUAAAGAGGGUAAAGUGACCCUCAGGAUCCUGAAUGUCAGUGUUGAGGAUGAUGGCCAGUACCACUGCUUAUUCAAGGAUGGUGAAUUCUCUGAUGAAAACAUCUCAGACAUGAAGGGCACAGGUUCCCAGAAACAUCAUCUUGGCAACCGUUGCUGGUAUUUGGUGAAAAUCGUAUGGGGCAGAGGUACACAGCAUGCAGCUCACUCAACAAUGGGUGAUUCCAGUGAACAGCCUAAAGUCAAGUCAAGGCAAGUCACCACCAGCAGUGGAAACCGGAGCAACAGAAGCAUAGCUUGA
This is a messenger RNA of Erinaceus europaeus (western European hedgehog), 567 nucleotides long. RefSeq names its product selection and upkeep of intraepithelial T-cells protein 1-like. Lineage: Eukaryota; Metazoa; Chordata; Mammalia; Eulipotyphla; Erinaceidae. Gene Ontology annotation, cellular component: external side of plasma membrane. Gene Ontology annotation, biological process: regulation of cytokine production; T cell receptor signaling pathway. Gene Ontology annotation, molecular function: signaling receptor binding. The record is from RefSeq and is a predicted model, not a curated record.